Budorcas taxicolor (takin) is the source of this 654-nucleotide messenger RNA. It is a transcript of the gene CLDN9, whose product is annotated as claudin 9. Gene Ontology annotation, biological process: bicellular tight junction assembly; cell adhesion. The coding region runs from base 1 to 654 and encodes 217 amino acids. The transcript has a single exon. Gene Ontology annotation, molecular function: structural molecule activity. The record is from RefSeq and is a predicted model, not a curated record. NCBI's taxonomy places the organism in Eukaryota, Metazoa, Chordata, Mammalia, Artiodactyla, Bovidae. Gene Ontology annotation, cellular component: plasma membrane; bicellular tight junction.
AUGGCUUCCACUGGCCUUGAACUCCUGGGUAUGACCCUGGCUGUGCUGGGCUGGCUGGGGACCCUGGUGUCCUGCGCCCUGCCGCUGUGGAAGGUGACCGCCUUCAUCGGCAACAGCAUCGUGGUGGCCCAGGUGGUGUGGGAGGGGCUGUGGAUGUCCUGCGUGGUGCAGAGCACCGGCCAGAUGCAGUGCAAGGUGUACGACUCGCUGCUGGCGCUGCCGCAGGACCUGCAGGCCGCCCGGGCCCUCUGCGUCAUCGCCCUCCUGCUGGCCCUGCUCGGAGUGCUGGUGGCCAUCACGGGCGCCCAGUGCACCACCUGCGUGGAGGAUGAAGGCGCCAAGGCCCGCAUCGUGCUCACCGCGGGAGUCCUCCUCCUCCUUGCGGGCAUCCUGGUGCUCAUCCCAGUGUGCUGGACGGCCCACGCCAUCAUCCAGGACUUCUACAACCCCCUGGUGGCCGAGGCCCUCAAGCGGGAGCUGGGAGCCUCCCUCUACCUGGGCUGGGCCGCGUCUGCCCUGCUUCUGCUGGGAGGGGGGCUACUGUGUUGCACGUGCCCCCCGCCUCAGAUCGAGCGGCCCCGGGGACCGAGGCUGGGCUACUCUAUCCCCUCCCGCUCGGGGGCAUCUGGGCUGGACAAGAGGGACUACGUGUGA